AUGGUGCACUCGAGCUCCCACUACUACUAUGAUCCACUUGAACUGGAGACGGGGCAGGAUGUUGCUAACCUUCUCCAAGAUGAAAGACAUAAUGAAUGCAAUCGGAUCGAAUGGCCCUUGAUGAGCGAUGAUCUCAACUGGAUGAGACGAUCCAUAGUCAUCGUUUCAUAUAUCGUCCUUGCUCUUGCGGCUCUGAAUAUCAUCGCCAUCGUUGGAAUUCUCGUUUACCUAUUGGUUAACUCAAACACGUCAACCGACUCAGAGUUUUCCCUCUACAAGAAUACUCGCUUCAAAGAUUGCGCCGCGGUGGAUCCCGAUGCAUCUAACUGUAGUACAAUACUGGCGGCGUGGACGAAGAAAAGUGGUUCCAGUCUUGGUGCCUACUACGCAGACCAGGGACGCUUUUAUAUCCCCGGGACUGAAGUUACAGCCGAGAAUAGAGUGUCAUAUGACUGGUGUCAGACUGUCAGCUGCUUCAACGAUUAUACGGUCAUCCCGUCAUCUGCUAAUGACUCCGCUAUGGGCAUCACGGCCUUGAGCGGUUGGUGGUAUGUCAUUGUCAGCGCGUGGAGUACUAUAUGGACACUGAGAAAAGUAUCUCCUUGGUUCCAUCCAAAUUCCAAAACAAAGCCUUGCCGCGGAUGGAGGGAACUUGGAAUCAUCGACUGGGUAUUAUUUUUGUAUCAUCUCUGCGGGCCCAUCAUCGGUUGGUGGGUCUCUUUCGCCGAUUCUAUCAUCAAUCCAGUCCCAUGGCCCACUCUCUCUUUAAUUGCAUGGUUGACCACUUGGGGAUAUUCGAGUCAGAUUCAAUAUCACCCAUACUCAUGCAUCUUUGCAAGAGUACCAAGGAUCCCCCAAGCUCUACCGUGGAUCUUUGGAUUAUUAGCAGUGUUACAGUGUGCUGCCACAUUUUACUCUGCGGAGACGGACGAAACCAUGUCUGGGGGCACAAAAAAGAUAUACGAUAGCUAUACGUGCUUAGCAGCGCAGAUUGCAACCACACUGGGAACAUCAACAUGUUCCGCGGAAGAAAUCUGCUCCAAGGACUGGCUAUUCAGUGCACCAUACUUCGAAAUGCCCGGAGAUAUUGGCAAAGGACUACCAUUUGGUCUUUGCGUGACAGCUUUAGUCAUGGCUAUCACCGUGCCGGUUGGAAUUCUAAUGACAAAAAUAUCUACCAGCAUCAAAAUAUCUUUCAAAAGAUACUACAAAAUGUGGUCGCCACUGCUCUGUCUGUCUUUCUUGGCUAUAAUCACUAUCCUUGUAGUGGUGUUCAUGAAUGCGAUAGACUUUGGGAAGUCCUGGAAUCGGAGAAAGGCCGAUGCACUUGUUGCAUAUGAUGUCGAGUGUCGUGUUGUUCAUGUUGCGUUGAGUCCGUGGAGAUUUUACCUAGAUGUGAACAGGUAUGGACGAGCAUUGCGGGUCGUUCGACUAUGGUUUGCUUGGUAUGGACUCCAAGUUUGCCUUUUCGCAAAACCGGCCCUCUCGAUCGUGAUUGUUGCCCUCAUUCUCUUGGAAGUCUCCGUGAUCAUGGCCUUGCAGUUCCUGUCCACCCUUCUCGUGUCCGGCUUUGGGAAUGGUGCAUUCACCGGAACCAGCAACAUGACGAAUGUCCCAAUCUUGAAUGGUGCCGUUGUGUAUCCCACCCAAGCGUGGUGGUCGAUACCUCCAGCGGCCGGUUGGACGUUUGCCGAGGAAUCGGAAGCAUUUGUGACUGGGUAA
Talaromyces rugulosus is the source of this 1722-nucleotide messenger RNA. RefSeq lists its product as uncharacterized. NCBI's taxonomy places the organism in Eukaryota, Fungi, Ascomycota, Eurotiomycetes, Eurotiales, Trichocomaceae. The record is from RefSeq and is a predicted model, not a curated record. The transcript has 3 exons. The coding region runs from base 1 to 1722 and encodes 573 amino acids.